GUGUGUUCCAAGAAAAGAGUUGAAGAAAAGAGGCUCUCCAAUACUCUUGUGUUGCUUGCAGAGUGUCAUAUUGUCAUACAGGUUCUUCUUUUGUUGCCGGUGAAGCGGACGGAGUGAACCGAUCGUGAUGCAAUAUUAAACAGUAGUCGUGCUUUUUAUUUUUAAGUUGCUCUCAACCAUCGUGUGAAGAAAGAUGUUUGAUACAUGAAGAAAGGCAAGACGCAGGAUGAAAUUAAAAGGAAAAGAUUUUAAAAUGAAGUGCCAUUAAAAGCAACCAUACGACAGUGAUGCUGUUGGAUGGCAGAAGUAUUUGUUCACACCUGUACAAUGGCAUGUGGAAAGGUUGCACAGUAAAGCCUUAGAUGAUGAAACAUAUAUUGCUUACCCACAAGUGGCACCUUUCUGCCAUCGGGAUGACGGAGGCACUAAUCGUUAAUUGCUCGGAAUGAAGUGCAGUGCAUCAAGCCGUGUGUGUUUGGCGCAAAAGGUUGUUGCGCUUGGAAUGUUUGGUAAAGCGAUUUGAAAUUCUUCACGACCCACCCAUGAUGAUAAUGUAGAUGAUGAUGGUGAUGAUGAUGAUGAUGAUGGUGAUGAUGAUGUACGCAACGCAGUGAAAUAAAACGCAUGCAGAUCUGUACUUACGUUGACCCGGGUAUGUGUGUUAGUGUGAUCGUUGAGAGAUGCCAUUGGAAUGUGGAAUGUGUGAGACCGGUUUAAUGGGAUUAGAAAGCAAUUUUCCGAGCAGUUCCGUUGUACUGCAGUGUUUGGUAAGCGGGGUUGUAGUGGUUGCCUGACGCAUACGGUGUUGAGGUGCCUUGUGGAUGGGGGCAAGUCCGGUCUGCUGUGAUUUCUUUUUCUCGAGUGCUGUACGCUGAAGCUUUCCUAAAACGUGACCCGUGCGUGGAGGGAAUCAAAUGUGUCUGUGAAGUAUAGAAUGUAGAAGAGUGUGUCGUUUUAUUUCAGAAAAAGUGUCUCGUUUGAGCUUUCUGCUGAACAGAUGGGAUCCGACGCAUAAAACCCGCAUCUCCGGAUACCUAGAGUGUACGGAAAAAAUCUUGAUUCCCAUUAUAUGGUUCAUGCAGUCCGGCAACUGAAAUGCGGUCCAGAAACGAAAAAAGAUUGUUUUUCACUACGUGGUGGUUUGGGGGAGAUUGUGCUUUUUGUAUCUUGUUGGUGUUAAACCUCGGAGCUUUGGAUGUAUCAGUGUGUGGUGGCGUCUCACCGACAGUGUCUACGGUACGGUAAUUGACAAUUUGUGUUGCGGUCAGCAGAAGCAGCGCCUGUGAAUUGCGAUCGCAAAAACCACGCAACGGAACAAGCGUGAACAGCAUGCGGUUUUGGUAAAAUAACGUCAAUUGUGUUGCGUUUUAUUGGAUGCAUUUUUUGAAAAUGAAUUUUUAAUAAAGAGGCCAACACAAACACUGCCAAUUCUGGAUAAAAAGCAAACAGGAAGUAUUUACUACAGUAAUGGCCGCGCUGCGCUCUCAGUAUGGAAUAAAUAUAUUUUUUCUUUUCAUCGUACACUUAAACCACGGCAUUACAAAGUCACUGCAAACCUUUUCGGAGGAACAGUUCCUGCUGGAGCUGAGUGACGAUCGCAGCAGUUCACCGGUAACGCGUCCUCCGAUACGCAACCGGACACCACCUUACCUUGGCAAUCUGCACCUUGGCUUUCACCAGCACCAGCAGCACCACCAUCAGCACUCAGAGACGAGCGAGAACGAAAUUUACGACUCGGACGAAAGUAAUCUGCUCCGGACGCCGCUCGACCGUGGGCCACACUUUGAUUUGUCCGCCUCGAAGAACAUUACAGCGCUGGUCGGGAAGACGGCCUAUCUCAACUGCCGGGUGAAGAACAUCGGCAACAAAACGGUGUCCUGGGUGCGGCAUCGUGACAUUCAUCUGUUAACCGUAGGUAGAUUCACCUAUACGUCAGACCAGCGUUUCCAGGCUGUACAUAAUCCCCAGACAGACGACUGGUCCCUACAAAUUAGAUACCCCCAGAAGCGGGACACGGGCGUGUAUGAGUGCCAGAUCUCCACUACGCCACCGGUCGGGCACUCAAUGUUCCUCGCCGUCGUAGAACCAAUCACCACGAUCGUUGGUGUGCCGGAUCUGUACAUCAACACGGGCUCAACUGUAAAUUUAACCUGCAUAGUGCGGAACUCGCCCGAGCCUCCUUCAACCAUCUUUUGGACCCACAACAAUCAGGAGAUCAACUACGAUUCACCCCGGGGCGGUGUGUCGGUCAUAACGGAGAAGGGUGAAAUGACGACAUCGUACCUGCUAAUACAACGCGCCCGUACCACCGACAGCGGGAAGUACGUCUGCUCCCCAUCGAACGCCGAUCCUUCCACGAUCAACGUGCACAUCCUGAAUGGUACCGUUCGACCGCCCUACUCGCUAACCGCGUCAAGGGCAAUGACAAAUACGACAGUGUUCGCUCGAUACUGGCAACAUUUCAGACAGUAUUUGUCGGGGCUACCAUUGUUGGGCUCCCCGCUCAAGCGGUUAACAUUGCCGCCCAGCCAGUGGAGUUUGCCGCUGAGCAUAAUGGUGCCCAGUAUUGCAUCAACAGCAUUUUUCCUGCAAAUCCACGCGUGGACCAACAACUGUCGGUGGUGACGGCGAAGAAAUUCAUCGUAGAACUCACCCCUGACCAGCAAGACAGGAUAGGAAAGGAUGAGCGGAGAAGAGAGCUUUGUUAAAAUUCGUGUGCAUCCAAGGCGGUGUAAUAAAAUAAU
Molecule: messenger RNA, 2744 nt
Organism: Anopheles merus
Lineage: Eukaryota; Metazoa; Arthropoda; Insecta; Diptera; Culicidae
Product: zwei Ig domain protein zig-8-like
Exons: 9
Coding region: 1468-2625 (385 amino acids)
Biological process (GO): synapse organization
Cellular component (GO): neuron projection membrane
Source: RefSeq, a predicted model, not a curated record